Messenger RNA from Anopheles maculipalpis, 1776 nucleotides. It is a transcript of the gene noc, whose product is annotated as zinc finger protein Noc. NCBI's taxonomy places the organism in Eukaryota, Metazoa, Arthropoda, Insecta, Diptera, Culicidae. Gene Ontology annotation, biological process: negative regulation of DNA-templated transcription. The coding region runs from base 25 to 1776 and encodes 583 amino acids. The record is from RefSeq and is a predicted model, not a curated record. Gene Ontology annotation, cellular component: nucleus. The transcript has 2 exons.
UUUCAUUCGCCAAAGAACGCCCAAAUGGUGAUACUAGAAGGCACCACAAUGUUACAAGUUGGAAAUAAUCAAUAUCUUCAGCCGGACUACCUUUCUCCGCUUCCGACCUCGUUGGAUGCGAAGAAAAGUCCUCUAGCACUGCUGGCGCAAACGUGCAGCCAGAUCGGGGCCGACCCAGGAAACAUUACGGUUAAAUCGCUUGUUUCACCGUCGGAAAAGAACAAAAAAUCAUCAUCCUCCAACAGCUCCAGCAGCAGCAGCAGCACGAGCAGCACAUCAUCAUCGGGCAGCAAUUCGUCGGCCUCGUCCCAGGUCGAUCCGACGUCGCACUCAUCCGCGUCCCGAUCGCCGUCGGUAAAGACGGACAAAUCGGACGCAUCGCCGGAGAUCAAGCUCGCCUUCAAACCGUACGAAAUGAAUGUGCUAACGACGAAAGUGAACCUUAGCAAAACGUCAUCGUCGUCGUCAGUGGACGAUCGCCCAUCGUCUAAGAUGAGCAGUGGAAGUGACGUGUUGAACAACAACAGUGUGAGCCAAAUCAAUAAUAAUAAUAAUAAUAGCCACGGUGAUCAUGGGGGGCGCAAGGAAAGCCGGGCCCUUUCGCCGCGUGGCAGCGCCGAUUCGCCAAUGUCGGGUCGCGGUGGUGGCAGUGCUAGUGUCAAGAGUAACGAAAGUGGUGGUGAGCAUGGAGGCAAUAAGUGCAGCACGCCGGAAGGUAACCGUAGGGCCCCGUCCGCCGGUACGCCCAGUGAUCGUGACAAAGUGAACGGAAACAGUGUGGGGGGUGGCUCCGGGCCGUCCAGCAGUCCGUCGGCCGGUAUGAUGCAUCCGGGAGCGUUGCCACCGUCGGCCGCAUACAAAGCAAACCCGUACGGUAUGAGUGGGGCCGGUUUGCCGAGUCCGUCGGGGAUCGACCACACCAAUCCUGCCUUCCGGCCACCAUUCGCUGGUGCAUUUAGUCAUCAUCAUGCGGCCAUGCUGGCUGCCGCCGGUUACUCGGGAGCGGCAGCGGCGGCUGCGGCGGCUAGUGCAGCCGGUGCCAAUCCGUACCUCAGCUACACGCGCGUCAAAACACCGUCCGGCGGUGAAACGUUAGUACCGAUCUGCAAGGAUCCGUACUGUACCGGGUGUCAGUUUUCUGCCCACAAUCACCAGAUGAUGAUGGGCAGCCAGUGUCCGGCGGGCUGUACCCAGUGCGAUCACCAGAAGUACAUGGCUAUGGCGCUCAGCUCGAUGCCGCCAGCCGGCUACCCGGGCUAUCCUUCACCUUCGUCGGCCGCCGCUGCCGCUGCAGCAGCUGCAGCAGCUGCGGCGGCAGUAAAUUCCGGCGGUUCGCAACCGCCGGGCAGUGCCGGUGCCGCUAGCCGUCCGUAUAUGUGCAACUGGGUCGUUGGCGAUUCGUACUGUGGCAAACGGUUCAACACGACGGAUGAGCUGCUAUCGCAUCUGCGUACACACACCGCGAACCUGUCCGAUCCUGCGGCGCUGGCUCUGCAGCAGCAGUUGAUGCCGCUGAGUGGCAUUUUCCCGCCUACUUCACUGCAUCACCAUCAUCGAGGCUAUCCCAACCCGCCGCUGAGCCCGCUGUCAGCCGCUCGGUACCAUCCGUACGUGAAGCCCGGUGCCAUGCCAACGGCCAUGCCCGGCUCACCGUACAGUGCGGCAGCAGCAGCGGCGGCGGCUGCCUUCAAUCCGGCCGCUGCUUUCGGCCAGUACUACUCACCGUAUGCGGCCGCCCUCUACGGACAGCGAAUGGGCGCGGCUGUACAUCAGUAG